Molecule: messenger RNA, 564 nt
Organism: Saprolegnia diclina VS20
Lineage: Eukaryota; Oomycota; Saprolegniomycetes; Saprolegniales; Saprolegniaceae
Exons: 2
Coding region: 34-480 (148 amino acids)
Cellular component (GO): nucleus
Molecular function (GO): protein phosphatase 1 binding; protein serine/threonine phosphatase inhibitor activity
Source: RefSeq, a predicted model, not a curated record
GUUGUGGCGUGUUUUUAGCCGCGCGACCAAGAUAUGUGGCCGCCGGAUACGAAGCGGCGAAUCCGGUUGCCGCCACAUCGUGGCAUACAAGCAUUGGCAGGUCGCCGCAUGAGCACGCCGGGUGUGCACGAGGUCCAAGCGACGGCGCCCGCCGGGUCGCAGACGCAGGUCGCGACGGCCGCGCACGAAGCCAGAGCGCAAGAGGUGCUGCGCCUUCGCCUCGCGCCGCGGGCCCACGUCUCGUUUGACGACUCUGCCGUCGACAAUGAAUUUCUGGGGCGCAAGAAGUCCAACAAGUGCUGCAUCUUCCACAAGAAGCGCGAGUUUGGCGAGAGCUCGAGCGAGAGCGAGCCCGACUCGGACGACUCGAGCAGCAGCGCCGAGGCGCGACGAACAAAAAAGGUGCUGCGCGCCAAGGCCGCGCCCAAGAAGAAGAAACACAUGUGCUCCGCGCACAACUGCCCAGAUACGAACCCGUAAUACCACCUUACGAUGUCGCCGUCAUGACAAGCGUCGGUGCCCUGGCUACGACGACGAAGCGUCGACGCAAAGAACCGAAGCAUC